Messenger RNA from Colletotrichum higginsianum IMI 349063, 996 nucleotides. RefSeq names its product Succinate-semialdehyde dehydrogenase. Gene Ontology annotation, molecular function: succinate-semialdehyde dehydrogenase (NAD+) activity. The transcript has a single exon. Lineage: Eukaryota; Fungi; Ascomycota; Sordariomycetes; Glomerellales; Glomerellaceae. Bases 1 to 996 code for a protein of 331 amino acids. The record is from RefSeq and is a predicted model, not a curated record.
AUGAUCACCCGCAAGAUCGGCCCAGCCCUCGCCACCGGUUGCACCGUCGUCUGCAAGGCCCCCGGCGAGACCCCCUUCACCUCACUCGCCAUUGCCGAGCUGGGCCACCGCGCCGGCAUCCCCAAGGGCGUCGUCAACAUCGUUACCGCCCUCGACAACACUCCUGAGGUCGGCGAGGCUCUGACCGCCAACCCGACCGUUAAGAAGAUCUCCUUCACCGGCUCCACCAACGUCGGCAAGCUCCUCAUGCGCCAGUGCGCCGGCACCCUCAAGAAGAUGUCAAUGGAGCUCGGCGGCAACGCCCCCUUCAUCGUCUUCGAUGACGCCGACGUCGAUGCUGCCGUCGCCGGCGCCGUCGCCUCCAAGUUCCGCUCCUCGGGCCAGACCUGCGUCUGUGCCAACCGCAUCUACGUCCAGAGCGGCGUCUACGACGAGUUCGCCGACAAGUUCGCCGCCAAGGUCCGCGAGUUCAAGGUCGGCAACGGCUUCGACGACGGCACCACCCACGGCCCUCUCAUCCACGACCGCGCCGUCGAUAAGGUCGAGGCCCACAUCCGCGACGCUGAGCGCAAGGGCGGCAAGGUCGUCGUCGGCGGCGGCAAGAUCGCGCGCCUGGGCGCCAACUUUUACGAACCCACCGUCAUCACGGGCAUGACCGGCGACAUGGCCAUGGCGAGCGAGGAGACCUUUGGCCCCGUCGCUGGCCUCUUCUCCUUCGACACCGAAGACGAGGUCGUGAAGCUGGCCAACGCCACCAACGUCGGCCUGGCGGGCUACUUCUUCUCCCGCGACAUCCAGCGCGUGCACCGCAUCGCCGAGCACCUCGAGGUCGGCAUGGUCGGCGUCAACACGGGUCUUAUCUCGGACCCGGCCUCGCCGUUCGGCGGAGUCAAGGAGUCCGGCUUCGGCCGCGAGGGGUCGCUGUACGGCAUCUCCGAGUACCAGGUGACCAAGAUGGUCACGUACGGCGGUAUGGGCCAGCCUCUCCAAAAGUAG